AAUUUUCAUGGCUUCUUCUUCUUCUUCUUCUUCUUCUUCUUCUGAUGUAUAUGCCUGGCUUGAAAACCUUCCACCAAUCCCCCAGUGGAAAACAGAUUCCAUGUCCAUGAAUCUAUGCCCAUUUUCAUCAAUCCCUUCCUUGAAACUCUCAAUUAAGAACAAUAACUCAUCAUUCUCUCUCUAUAUGUGCAGAUCUACAUCUGAUCUUAGAUCUUCAUGUCUUUCAACCCUGAAAGAUCAAUUUGCAUGCCCAAAAUCAAGAGAAGUUUCCAAGAAAUUGAUGAGGAUUUUGGGGUCUAACACAGAAGAACAGUGGAUGCGUUCUAUAAAUCUUGCAAUUACUAAUUGGAUUUUAGAAUUACAAGGUGAAAAUGCAGAUUGCCCAAGUAGUAACUGUAAAACUCCUUCUCCUUUGUUUUCUUACUCGUUUUCCACAUACGGCUUGUGGAAAGUUCAGUUGUAUUGUCCAGUCAUAUCUAUGUUAGUCGAGAAGUCAAGCAGUCCUUCCCCAGAUGAAAAUUUGCUUCUCUCUCUUAAUUAUCACCAACUGGAGGGGGUGAUACAGCUUAAUCAUAAGAACUCUCAAUUAAGAACAAUAACUCAUCACUCUCUCUCUAUAUGUGCAGAUUAUAAUCUCCCUCUCUCUCUCUGGAGCUCUAAAACCUUUUCACCAAAUCCCAUAUCAAAGAAACUUCUAGACGAUCAUGAAACAGUUUCAUUUCUCUUCCAUAAUAUCAUCGAAAACGUUCUUUCGUACAGUCCAAACAGAAGUAUUUCCUCUAAUUUGCUUAGAUUUCCAAGAAGUACUUACUCAGAAAAUAAUUUUAAAGAUCUGUUUAAUUUCUCAUUUCUUAGCCUUACUUUUAUUAUUUGCAUAUACGAAGCUACUUCUGAUCUUAGAUCUUCAUGUCUUUCAACCCUGAAAGAUCAAUCUGCAUGCCCAAAAUCAAGAGAAGUUUCCAAGAAAUUGAUGAGGAUUUUGGGGUCUAACACAGAAGAACAGUGGAUGCGUUCUAUAAAUCUUGCAAUUACGAAUUGGAUUUUAGAAUUACAAGGUGAAAAUGCAGAGUGCCCAAGUAGUAACUGUAAAACUCCUUCUCCUUUGUUUUCGUAUUCGUUUUCCACAUACGGGUUGUGGAAAGUUCAGUUGUAUUGUCCAGUCAUAUCUAUGUUAGUUGAGAAGUCAAGUAGUCCUUCCCCAGAUGAAAAUUUGCUUUUCUCUCUUAACUAUCACCAACUAGAGGGGGUGAUCCAGUUUAAUCAUAAGGUGAUCAUUCAAGAAAAGUGGAUUGAAGUCAGAGUAAACACAGAUAACAUCAGGUGUGAUGUUAUGAAGCUGGUGACAGAUAAAUUCAUGAAGGAGCGGGGUGCAGGAACAUCUGAAAAACACUUUCCUUCAAGAAUUGCAUUGCAAAUUACACCAACAAUGCAGGCAAACAUCAUAAGCAUAUCAGUAAGCAAAUCAUCAGAGAAUCCAACACGAGAAAUCGGCACUGAAAAGUCGAUCGAAGCGUCAUUUGAACCUCCAAAUCCACACAUGGGGAUCAACUUUACAGCAGCGGAAACCAUGACAAUAAGCCUAAAGCCAUGGAAAUUUGAGCAGUCUGUUCAUGGAAACACUGCAAUUUUGAAUUGGUUUCUGCAUGAUAGUGUGAAUGGAAGAGAGGUAUUUUCUUCGAAGCCGUCGAAGUUCGCUUUGCUUCAACCCAAGGCAUGGUUUAAGCAUAGAUAUUCAAAUGCUCAUAGGCCAUUUACAAGGCAAGGAGGAGUGGUUUUUGCUGGUGAUGAGUAUGGGGAGAGUGUGAGUUGGAAAGUGGAUAAAGCUUGCAUGGGGGAAAGUAUGAAGUGGGAGAUUAAGGGUUGGAUUUGGUUAACUUAUUGGCCUAAUAAACAUAGGACACUUUAUACUGAAACUAGGAGGUUGGAAUUUAGGGAAAUAGUCUAUCUUACACUAGUUUAGUUGAUUGGAUCGAUCGUUCAAGGUUUUGGUUCCCACUUGAACUUAGUGAAAAUAGUGGAAUCACUUCUUUUGAGCUUGCAGUUUCGACCUCGUAUCAAGAGUUUGAUUUAAAUUAUUCGGGAAACUUGCACUUCUA
This is a messenger RNA of Olea europaea var. sylvestris, 2096 nucleotides long. RefSeq lists its product as uncharacterized. The coding region runs from base 8 to 1960 and encodes 650 amino acids. The record is from RefSeq and is a predicted model, not a curated record. NCBI's taxonomy places the organism in Eukaryota, Viridiplantae, Streptophyta, Magnoliopsida, Lamiales, Oleaceae. The transcript has 4 exons.